Messenger RNA from Harmonia axyridis, 1297 nucleotides. It is a transcript of the gene yellow-g2, whose product is annotated as major royal jelly protein 5-like. The coding region runs from base 134 to 1246 and encodes 370 amino acids. The transcript is spliced from 2 exons. Lineage: Eukaryota; Metazoa; Arthropoda; Insecta; Coleoptera; Coccinellidae. The record is from RefSeq and is a predicted model, not a curated record. Gene Ontology annotation, cellular component: extracellular region.
UGUAGGUAAAUAUAAAAGACGAAAAACACGUGCAUGAUGACCUUUACCUCUGCAGUCUUGACGAUAUAUAAAGUAAUUUUUCGUUUUGGAACGUAUCAUUUCGUUCGUUCGUUUUCUUCGAAAAAGGACGAAAAUGAUACUGAAAGCGGCCCUUCUAGCUCUAGCCCUUGUCACAUACGCAGAAGCCACUUGUGACAAAGAGAUCCAACGCCCGCUAGAAUGGACAGGGGGCUCCUUCGAAUGGCCAACCCCUUCAACCAAAGCUCUGUACCAAGCUUCGGGUCGCUUCAUUGGUAAAAACGUCAUCGCCACCAGGGCCCAAAUGCACAGGGAUGACGUCAUCCUGGCCUUCCCCAGGUACAAACCAGGAACCCCAAUCACUUUGGGCAAAGUCUCCCUGAAGCAAAGAACUUGCGAAGCCAUCAUCUCACCCUAUCCUUGCUGGUCAAUGCAAGAAGAAGGAAACUGUGGUGCCCUGCAAUCCAUUGUUGAUAUAUUCGUCGAUCCAAAUGAUAUCUUAUGGGUUUUGGAUGUUGGUGUUGUCAAUACCCUUAACACUCCUGUACGUAAAUGCCCACCAAAGGUUGUAGCUUUCAAUUUGAAGACACACAGACAAGUUAAGGUACUCGAGUUGUCCGGAUUGGUAGCCCAAGCUUCCAGACUGCAAUAUUUAGCUGUUGAGUAUGCUCCAGAUGGCAGACCUUAUGUGUAUAUCAGUGAUGCCGCUACCAGGUCUAUUUUGGUGUUUGAUGUUGCUGGAAACAGAGGAUACAGGGUUGUCCUUCCCAAGGCAGUUGUUGGCUGUGGACGUAGAGACGUACUAUACAUUGCUUUGGUACAAAAGGGAUGCGGUAACAACUUCAUCAUCUUCUCCUACCUCUCAUCACCAAGAGUGUUCUCUAUACGUACUGAUUACUUGAGGGCUGGAUGCGCUUCUGGUAAAAUCCAAGAUGUUGGUGUGAAACCAAACAGGUUAGUCUUUUUGGGAACUGACUUGGGAUCAGCUAUUUUCUUCAGAUACGAGGGUCAACCUGAGAUAUACAGAUGGGACACCAACACCCCCUUCCUGCCUGUGAGUUUCGUCUUGGUCUACAAAUCUGACAACUGUUUCCUGUCCACCCAAGCUUUAGCUGAUGUGAAGAGAGAAAGGAUGCGCGUUUUGGAAAGUAACUUCCCAGAUUAUGUACAGAAUACUGUAGGAUGUGGAGCUAACCAAAAAAUUAGCUUGAUGACUGGCUGCUUGUAAAUAACAAGAGCUAUUUGCUACCAAACUGUGAUAAAUAUAUUUUCAUUUGAA